AUGGGGCGCUCUCCGUGCUGCGAGAAGGCCCACACCAACAAGGGCGCGUGGACGAAGGAGGAGGACCAACGCCUCAUUGCAUAUAUCAGGGCCCACGGCGAGGGCAGUUGGAGAUCUCUCCCCAAAACCGCAGGUGGAGCUUCUUCUUCUUCUUCCUCUUCUUCUCCUUCUGCGCCACCGGAUGGGCUCUCCGACCCCAUCAAUUUCGCCCGCGUCCUCGCUCUCACAGGGCUGCUCCGGUGCGGGAAGAGCUGCCGGCUCCGGUGGAUAAACUACCUCCGGCCGGACCUCAAGCGGGGGAACUUCACCGAGGAAGAGGACGACCUCAUCAUCAAGCUCCACGAAAUGCUGGGAAACAAGUGGGUGGAGCUUUUCCUCAGCCAUUUCCUCGAACAGAUUCGGCGCGCUUUCCACUGUCUAAUCCUCUGCGAUAUCUUCUUCUUCUCCUCUUUGACUGUGGCUGCUCAGGUGGUCUCUGAUCGCCGGACGCCUGCCGGGGAGGACCGACAAUGAGAUAAAGAACUACUGGAACACCCACAUCAAGCGCAAGCUCUUGAGCAGCGGCCUCGAUCCUCAGACUCACCGGCCCAUCGACGGCGCCGCCAAGCCCCAAGUUUCCAUCUUGGAGACGACCGAGGAGGCGAGCAACAGUGCCACCAACCCGGAAGUCAACCUCGACCUCUCCAUCAGGCUCCCUUUCUACCCAUCCGCCCCCGCCCAGUCGUCUUCUUCCAACGAGGCCUCUGACACCAUGGCGACGUCAGCCUCUGCGGCGGCGGCGGCGGCGGAGGAAGUUCACCAGCCCUUUAGGCCGGCGGUGUGCCUCCGCCACCAUCUCGGAUUCCACAGAGACGAAACCUGCGUCUGCCAGACUGUGGCCAACUCACACACCAUUGGGAGGUGA
Messenger RNA from Spirodela intermedia, 904 nucleotides. Lineage: Eukaryota; Viridiplantae; Streptophyta; Magnoliopsida; Alismatales; Araceae. The record is from the annotation of a GenBank genome assembly.